Molecule: messenger RNA, 979 nt
Organism: Daucus carota subsp. sativus
Lineage: Eukaryota; Viridiplantae; Streptophyta; Magnoliopsida; Apiales; Apiaceae
Product: U2 small nuclear ribonucleoprotein B''
Exons: 5
Coding region: 84-779 (231 amino acids)
Biological process (GO): mRNA splicing, via spliceosome
Cellular component (GO): U1 snRNP
Molecular function (GO): U1 snRNA binding
Source: RefSeq, a predicted model, not a curated record
CUGUAAUUAUACGCUAUGACCCGAAAUUUCAAAUCGAAUAAACACACACACAGAGACACAGAGUAAGGAAGCAGCUAUCAAGUAUGAUGCUUACCGGAGAUACGCCACCUAAUCAGACCAUUUACAUUAAAAAUCUCAACGAAAAGCUCAACAAAGAUGAGUUGAAGAGAUCUCUGUAUGCAUUGUUCUCGCAGUAUGGGAGAAUUUUGGACAUCGUUGCUUUGAAGACGACUAAGCUUAGGGGCCAGGCAUGGCUUGUUUUUAGUGAAGUUACGGCUGCCAGUAAUGCAGUUCGGCAGAUGCAAAAUUUCCCUUUUUAUGAUAAACCUAUGCGUAUACAGUAUGCAAAAGCCAAGUCAGAUUGUGUUGCUAAAGAAGAUGGUAGUUUCGUACCAAAAGAUAAGAAAAAGAAGCUGGAGGAAAAAGCUGAAAGAAAGAAACAAGAGGCACAGCCUGCUGGCACCAAUGGAGUGAGAGCUGGCACUAACGGAGGCCCUAUGGGAUCCCACCAAGGUAAGCCGGGUGCACAAGACACUGCUACAGCUCCGAACAAUAUACUGUUUAUACAGAACCUGCCACACGAGACAACAGAUAUUAUGCUGGAAGUUCUCUUCAAGCAGUAUCCUGGAUUUAGAGAAGUCCGCAUGAUUGAUGCCAAGCCAGGCAUUGCCUUUAUAGAAUUUGAGGAUGAGAACCAGUCCCUCGUUGCCAUGGAGGCGCUUCAAGGCUUCAAAGUCACCCCACAGAAUCCCAUGGCAAUUACUUAUGCUAAGAAGUAAAACAGUCUACCUUAAAUCUUUUCAUCCUCUGGGCUGGGAAAUGCAUACUUCGAAGAAUGUGAUGACUAAAAUUUGGUAGAUGUAGCUUUAUUUGUGGAUGUUUCGACUAUUAGUCUGGAUGAUUAUAGCAUGAAACUGUGAGUCAACUGUAUCUGUUAAUUCUAUUGGAAUUUCAAUCAAAGUAGAUUUUAUACAAGUGA